Molecule: messenger RNA, 1392 nt
Organism: Odobenus rosmarus divergens (Pacific walrus)
Lineage: Eukaryota; Metazoa; Chordata; Mammalia; Carnivora; Odobenidae
Gene: HSDL1
Product: hydroxysteroid dehydrogenase like 1
Exons: 4
Coding region: 3-995 (330 amino acids)
Molecular function (GO): oxidoreductase activity
Source: RefSeq, a predicted model, not a curated record
CCAUGGCUGCUGUUGACAGCUUCUACCUCUUGUAUAGGGAGAUUGCCAGGUCAUGCAAUUGCUACAUGGAAGCUCUGGCCUUGGUUGGGGCCUGGUACACAGCCAGGAAGAGCAUCACUGUCAUCUGUGACUUCUACAGCCUGGUCAGACUGCAUUUCAUCCCACGCCUGGUGAGCAGAGCAGAUCUGAUCAAGCAGUAUGGAAGAUGGGCCGUUGUGAGUGGUGCGACCGAUGGGAUCGGCAGAGCGUACGCAGAAGAGCUAGCAAGCCAUGGUCUCAAUAUCAUCCUGAUGAGCCGCAAUCAAGACAAGCUGCAGGUGGUCGCUAAAGACAUAGCUGACACCUACAAAGUGGAAACCGAAGUUAUAGUUGCGGACUUCAGCAAUGGCCGCGAGAUCUACGACCCGAUUCGAGAAGCCUUGAAGGACAAAGACAUUGGCAUCUUGGUGAAUAACGUAGGCGUGUUUUAUCCCUACCCCCAGUAUUUUACUCAGGUCUCCGAGGACAAACUCUGGGACAUCAUAAAUGUAAACAUUGCUGCGGCUAGUUUGAUGGUCCAUAUAGUGUUACCAGGGAUGCUGGAGAGAAAGAAAGGUGCCAUUGUCACUAUCUCAUCUGGCUCCUGCUGCAAACCCACUCCCCAGCUGGCUGCGUAUUCUGCUUCUAAGGCUUAUUUAGACCACUUCAGCAGAGCACUGCAGUAUGAAUAUGCUUCUAAAGGAAUCUUUGUACAGAGUCUCAUCCCAUUCUACGUGGCCACCAACGUGACCACACCCGGCAGCUUUCUGCACAAGUGUCCAUGGUUGGUGCCUUCACCGAAAGUUUAUGCACAUCAUGCUGUUUCUACCCUUGGCAUUUCGAAAAGGACCACAGGUUACUGGUCCCAUUCUAUCCAGUUCCUUUUUGCACAGUAUAUGCCUGAAUGGCUCUGGGUGUGGGGAGCAAAUGUUCUCAAUCGUUCUUUACGUAAGGAGGCCUUAUCCUGCAAAGCAUGAAACUGCAUGAUGGUUUGGGAAGUUUUGCCACCUCCUGAGAACCUGCAGUAUUCUGACGUUUGGAAGGACACAUUUAAUUUAUCUUCUGUAUUUUCUUUUAUUACUGGUUUUAUUACUGGUUGAUUUAGCAUACUGUUGACUUAUCAUUUGCAAAGCACACAUAAUACUUCUAGAAAAUGCUGUGGAGAAACCACAAGGGCCGCAUCACGUGGAUGGCACAGAGCACACAGUGACUGAGGCACAAGAACCUAUUGAGGGAACCUAAAUUGUUAUGCUUCUCUUUUAUUUUCUCGAAGCUGUCUCAAAGCCGUGUGAUUUAUGUUGUUCUAGGAGCUAUAGCAAUCUGCUAUUGAAAUAUAAUAUGACUUGUCAGCUCUCGUAGUUUCCAAUGUUUUUU